CAGAACAGAGGACCAGAGCACAAACUCCUCUCGCUGUCAGCACACAGGCUGGAGACUUAUGUGUUCAAGUGCGUCUUUGCACAGCCUAUAUACUAUUUUUGACGGGUUUUCUUGAACUAGCUCAAAAAUGCUCGGACUUCAUGAGCUGUUUGUUCAAAGUGCAGAAAGCGGAUCAUGAGGUACGGAACUGCACUGCCAUUAAAAGUUUGAUUUGGUGUAAAUCCCGUUCAAAUGAGGACACUUCGCGAGCACCAUUUCUGGAUAAUGGACGCAAUAAAACAGAAACGACUUGAAGGACUUUGUUUGUAACUCGAGCAGAUACAGAGAAGUGAUCCGCUGUUGAACACAGAGAAGUGGAUGCGCUUAAGUGAACUCUGUUGUUUUUCGUAAAGGAAGGAUUUAAUGCAAACAUUAAUGCAGUGCGCGUGAAUGUGAUGUGCGGGACGAACAGGAACUCAUCCGUGCCCCUCAUCAGCCCAGUCUUGACCUUCCAGAUUUUGAACAGUGAGGCACAAGCACUUUAUUUCUGAGCCACAUCAACCCACACAGCUGGUGUCUUCAGCACCUCAGUGGACUCAUGGGUACCGUACUGUCCCUCUCCCCGGGUCCUCGAAAACCCGGUUAUUAUGACGACCGGCCUGGUUCUCUAAGUCAUUACCCGAGCCUGAGCAGUCGCUCGCUGAACACUCAAAAAGACCCUCACCACAAACGCCACUCCAUAUUCCUCCCCGCUCUCACCUGGAAACGCCUGGUGGCCUCCACCAAGAAGCGGGGCGAAUCCAAAAAAGCCUAUCCUGGAGGUCAAGGGGCCGUCGGGGCUCCUCUCAACAACAAUAACAUCUACCAGAAGGAUCCAGUCUUGCACCUCAACCGAGAAAAUGUGAAGAAGUCUCUCUCCUGCGCAAACCUCACUAGCUACGAUGGUCCUGCAGGUCUGGGCCUGGGCGUAGGGCUGGGUGUGGGAUACAACAAACCGCAGCAGAUUUCCUCCGUAAAGAAGACUGCGCCCACAUGCACCUCCUCACCCAAGCGCGUGAUCGUCCAGGCCUCGACCAGCGAGCUGCUCCGCUGCCUGGGCGAGUUUCUGUGUGGACGCUGCUAUCGGCUCAAGCACCUUUCCCCCGCCGAUCCGGUCUUGUGGCUCCGUGCUGUGGACCGCUCACUCUUGCUCCAGGGCUGGCAGGACCAGGCCUUCGUGACGCCAGCCAAUGUGGUGUUUGUGUACAUGCUGUGCCGCGAUGUGGUGGAUGGUGAUGUGGUGUCUUCAGAGCAUGAGCUCCAAGCAAUUCUCCUUACCUGCUUGUACCUAUCGUACUCCUACAUGGGGAACGAGAUCUCGUACCCGCUCAAGCCCUUCCUGGUGGAGGCGGCUAAAGAGGCAUUCUGGGACCGUUGCCUGGCCAUUAUCAACAUCACCAGUGCCAAGAUGCUGCGCAUCAACGCAGACCCGCAUUUCUUCACGCAGGUCUUCGCCGAUCUGAAGAGCGAAGGAGGCUGCGCUUUGCAGGACUACGCUAGAGUUGUGGAUCGGUGAAAAGAGGACGAGGCGGAUUGUCUCUGUAAAUGUGACACCGUCAACAUCUAGCACCUUCAUUCCAUCAUUCUGGCCCCCAUAUGCCUUGUCACUUAACAUUAUGAGUCUUGUUUCUACUGACCAGUCUUCAAGAAACAGAAGAAACAUAUUCCUGGUGAAAAGACCAGCUUAGACCUGUGAGAAUAUCCAGGUGUAUGUUGGUUGGUGCUGGUCUAACUGUUGAACUACACAGUCUUUUUGGUUGUUAUGUUAGUUAAGAAUCAUGCUGAUGAGCAUCUGUGAUGGUCUUUUCAGCAGGAGAAGAAAGUAUAGUGAGCUUUUGGAUACAGAAACAUAAAAUACGCUCUUAAAAAUGUUCUUUAUUGGCAUUAAUGAUUCCAUGAAUAACCUUUAACAUCCAUGGAAUCUUUCCAUUCCACAAAACAUUCUUUAUUGUAAAGUAAGCUUCUUUAGAUUUUUAAAAUGUUCUUCAUACUAAAGAAUAAUGUCUCUUUAAGGAGCUGUUCGCUCAAAGGUUCUAGGAACCAAAAAAUGGUUCUUCAACUGUAUGUAAGGGGUAUUCAUGCCUGCUCCUGGAGGGCAGAAUUUAGCUCCAACACACUUGCCUGAAAAUUUUUAGUGAGUCUGAAGACCUUGAUUAGCUUUCAGGAGUGUUUAUUUAGGGUUGGAGCUAAAAUAGGCCUAAACUAAACUAAGCCCUCCAGGAACAGGUUUGGAUCUAUGGUUCUGCUGCAAAAACACCCUUUUGGUUAAAGGUUCUUAAGAUUUCAAAAAUGUUCUUCAUACUAAGAAAAAAAGGUUCUUAAUUUUAAGCUGUUCACUAAAAGGUUCUUUGUUGAACCCUUGGUUGAACCAAAAAUGAUUCUUCUAUAGUCACUACAAAAACCCUCUUUUUGGAAGUGGGCAUUCCCACCUUUUUCUUUCUCAUUCAAUUCCCCUAUCUUAAAAAUUAAAUAUAGUCAUAAUUUAGGGAUGCACAUCAAAAGGAAGGGAGAACUUGUCCAUCUGCAUAGAAGUUUAGUAGUUAUCCUGUUGUCAACCCACUGUUUUUCAAAAGUAGUUACGAUUCCUUUACUAAAUAUUUCAGUUCCUCUACCUUUAUGACAUCUACUGUGAGAGAAACUGCAACAGAAACCAUCUGACAAAGAGCAUUUUAGUGGGAGUGCAUGUGUGUGAUGGGCAGCAAACAGUGAGCGUUAACAGCUGUUGGUUAUCGUGUUGUCCUUUAUUUCAUGUGCUGGACGUUGGGGCACCAGCUGCAAUGGCAUUAACAAGAUUAACAGAUUAGUGUCACACACACACACACACACACACACACACACACACACACACACACACACACACACACACACACACACACACACACACACACACACAGUGUUCUCAAUGCUUCUGCCUGCUAUCCGGCUCUAUAGGUUGAAAGGCUAAUACAUGAUGUAGGCCAUAUACACGUAUACACAUGUUCUGUCUUGCAUAUCUUGGUGUCUGUAUAACAAUAGAGUGUUAUUGAAAAUAUGUGUCAUAUUUGAAUGUGUCUAUAAGAAUGCAUCCUUUCCCUUUAGAGUGUGAUGGAAAUGAACAAAGAGGCCUGAUUCUCUUAUUGCUCUCAGAUCACUGUUAUUCAUGUGUUACUCAGUCAUAUUUGACAUAAAUGUCAUAUUUAUGUCCUUUAAAGUCAAUCAAAAUCGACCUUUCCUAAAACACCCACCUAGUUAUAUUGUGCACUUUAUCAGCGCACAUUGCUCCCAAGUUUGUAGUAUGUAAUCAUCCAUCAUAACCUACUCUGCCUCUUGCAAAAAUGAUAAAGCGAGUAAUAGAUAAAACACGCAUACUGACAGUCACGGAUGCACAUGCAUAUACAACAGAUGCCCUCUUCUCUGGGUCAGGGUUUCAGGUGUCAGCGCUCAGACAGAAGAGCAGGGACAGCAGCAUGUGGCAUGGCAAGCACUCGUUAAUCUUAUUGUGGCGUUUUAAGGCAGGGCCAUGGGGUGCCAUACUCCAGCUCCUCAGCAAAAGCUGACUUUAAAUGCAUACUUCAGCCCACACACACUCUCGUAUAUGAGUACACACGCUCGCUCAAAUGAUCUGUAACCACAGAUAAAUUUUCAGGCUAGUAAUUUCAAAUGCACUGAUAUGCACGUGCAUACGCAUGCACCUUCUCCCACACGCUGAAGUGAUAAUCCGCUUUUGAUCCUUGCCAGCAGUUUGGUAGAGUGAGCUGAAAAUGCCACAAUAACAAAAUGCCAUUCAGAUCAGAUGAGAUUUCUCUUGCUGAAAUAAGCAGAAAAAGCACAUCUUGUGUUUUGACUGUGCACUAAGCAGAUGUUACAUAACAAACACAGGAAAACAGAACUGUGAACUUUAAACAAGUACUUGCCUAAUAGUUUUUUUUAAAUAAAAUAAUUGUGAGGGAUUGAAGGUAAAACCAGUCUUUCACUUAAAGCAUGUACCCUUGUGAAAAAGAAGUGUUGAAUUGUAUUGAAUGUGCACAUGUAGUGUACUUCAAAUCUUAAAAGUAUGUUUUUUAACAUAUAUAAAUGCCACUUAAGUGUACUUAAAAAGACAUCACGUUCAUGACUGUUUCCUAUUACACUUAAGUAUAUGUUUAAAGUUCCACUUUGUAAUAAUGUCAAGUUAGAAGUUUUACUUUAAAGUAAAGUUUUAAUCAUGCUUAACUUUUGUUGUGUUUUGUGUGUUCAAGUACACUUAUUUUUGAUGUUUGACUAACAUACUAAGGCACAUGGAAAGAACUUGAUUAUAAAUGUGACUGUAGUCUGUUAUUCAAUAUUACAUUUAAAGUUAAUAUAUUUUAAAUGUACUAAAUUGCAACUUCAUCAUUACAAAUGUGUAAAUUACAAAUAUAAAUGUAAAUAUUAUGUAAAUAUAUACAUUUAAAUAUAUGAAAUACAAUUUUCAUAAUCUUGUCAGUAUAAUUUGCAUUAGUGUAAAUGUACUGCAAAACGGGCUGACAAGCAUUUAUGAAACUCGUGUAUUUAAAUAUAUAUAUGUUACACUAAACUAUAAUACAGUUUAAUUUAGUAUGAUAAAGUGUACUUCUAUUCAAGUGGGUAGAGACUCCAUGAAAUCCAGAUUCGAAAGGCUUUUGGUUCAUUUUUUUUUUUUUUAAGCUUUGAAGCAUAUAUAUGCUAAUGUUCCUAAUAAACUGACAAAAUAGCUUUUAUCAAAUAUACAACUUUAAAAUUCACAGUCUUUCCCUUACAAAAAACAAAAACAAAAAAUAGAUAUUGAUGACUCACUGUCUAUUUUUUCCCCAAUCAAACGCUCUCUAUAAUGAGAAAGUCCCUGCUAAAACCACAUACUUCUGACUAGCGAUCGAAAGUUAUGAUUUAAACCAAAUGGCAAUUU
Molecule: messenger RNA, 4900 nt
Organism: Cyprinus carpio (common carp)
Lineage: Eukaryota; Metazoa; Chordata; Actinopteri; Cypriniformes; Cyprinidae
Product: cyclin-dependent kinase 5 activator 1
Biological process (GO): activation of protein kinase activity; brain development; positive regulation of cyclin-dependent protein serine/threonine kinase activity
Cellular component (GO): cytoplasm; protein kinase 5 complex
Molecular function (GO): protein kinase binding; cyclin-dependent protein serine/threonine kinase activator activity
Source: RefSeq, a predicted model, not a curated record